AUGGAAGCAAGCUCUUCAACCAAUUCAAGCUUGAGGAGGAGAGCUCCAUUGAGGUGCUACUAUGCUGAAAAACCAGUGUUCGUCGUUUCGUGGACAGUAAACAACCCUGGCAGAAAGUUUUAUGGCUGUCCAAACUACUGGGUUGGGCGAAAGUGUAAAUUCUUUCAAGGGUGUGAUGAUGAGAUAUGUGAAUGUGGUAAGGUGCUCAUCCCAGAGCAAAGGCAACGGAUUAUCAGAUUAGAGGCCGAGGUUGCAAAAUGCUACAAGAGAGAGAAGUUUUACACCGUGGCUUUGGCAUUCUUAUUGGCGAUAUGUGGGAUUUGUCUCUAUAAUUGUAUGCGUAGUUAG
Quercus lobata is the source of this 348-nucleotide messenger RNA. RefSeq lists its product as uncharacterized. Bases 1 to 348 code for a protein of 115 amino acids. The record is from RefSeq and is a predicted model, not a curated record. The transcript is spliced from 2 exons. Lineage: Eukaryota; Viridiplantae; Streptophyta; Magnoliopsida; Fagales; Fagaceae.